Dendronephthya gigantea is the source of this 3267-nucleotide messenger RNA. RefSeq lists its product as uncharacterized. Gene Ontology annotation, cellular component: membrane. The record is from RefSeq and is a predicted model, not a curated record. The transcript is spliced from 12 exons. Lineage: Eukaryota; Metazoa; Cnidaria; Anthozoa; Malacalcyonacea; Nephtheidae. The coding region runs from base 1 to 3267 and encodes 1088 amino acids.
AUGUCGACGAUGCAAGAACAACUUUGCUCUCAUUCCAUCCCAGGAAAAGCUUCAAAUGCUUUUAAAGAAAAGGAUGCAAAAACCCAAACUUGUCCCAGAGAAGAAGCCAUCAAUGCUGGCUGCUCUGGAAAAGAACAAGAACAAAGAUGUCCUGUUCGAAGUUGUCACCCGAACAAGAAAAAGGAUUACAUUGGUGUUAAAAUUUCGACUAUUGUCAAAAAAAGCACAUCCCCGAAGUUGCUAUUAACUGGAUCUCUUGGUCCUAUGCUUUUCUUGCUAUUCAUAAAUGACUUUCCUGAUGUUAUACCUAAAGCUACAUCAACAGGAUUGUAUGCUGAUGAUACGAAGUUAUACCAAGCAAUUAGAACUUGCGAGGACGGCGUGCAGUUGCAACAUGCCUUGUCGCGUGCUGAGGAUUGGAGUAAAGAUUGUAACAUGAAAUUUAACACAUCCAAAUGUAAAGUUUUAACGAUAUCCCGCCGCAAAACCCCGUGUCAAAUAAAUUACCAUCUUGGACCUGAACUAAAACACGUGGACAGUGAACUUGAUCUGGGAAUCACUGUAACCAGUAACCUUUUGUGGAAUACUCACGUCAAUAAUCUUGUUAACAAGGCAAACAAAAUGCUUGGACUACUAAGAAGAACAUAUCCUUUGCUAACCAAUCAUGAUAUUCGACGUGCCCUAUACCUAUCUCUUGUCAAAUCCCAACUAUCAUAUGCUACGCAAGUCUGGGCACCAACCCUCCACACAAGUAAAUCAAAUCUGGAGAAACUUGAGAGAGUUCAGAGGAGAGCUACAAGAUGGAUCCUGGGAACGAAGAUAGGUGAUAUCCCCUACAAAGAACGGAUGCUCUCCCUUCACCUUAUACCCUUGGCGUACGAUAGAGAAAUAAAAGACUUGAUUUUCUUCUACAAGGCGUUGUAUGGAUUUUAUGAUUUGGAUGUCUCAAGUUAUGUGUCUUUCGUUGGUCAUAGUAGAACUCGUAACUACUGUAAAAAAGAUAUCCCUGUUCUCUGGGAUAUUUCGAAUUAUGUUAACUCUGCGUACAUCGAUGUUGUGAAAGAAUUUCUGAAGAAAUUUAUCAAAAGUGAAAAGCUGCGAGUGGAAGAACAAGGCACUCAUCUUGGUUUCGCUUCCUUCUCAAGCGACAACAGAACUAGAGAAUUAUUGGAGGUUGGUGAAAUUAAGAACAAAACAUUGUUGAUGCAGUGGCUGGAUAGAAAUGACUUUGAAAAUAAUCCGAGCGUCAAUACGGCGUUCAAAAGUAUGGCGAAAAAUCUGUUUAACGAUACAAGUCCUAAAAAUUUCCGUCCGGACGUAAAAGACGUUAUUUUGUUGUUAACCAGCAGCGGACAUGAAUCUUCAGAAAAUCAAACGAAGCUUGUCGAUGAAUAUACCACAAUACUUAGCAAGAAGAAUUUCACUAUUGUCCGCUUGGCUGUCGGGAAUGAGUUCAAAAAGUUGAAACUGUAUAUUAAUGGCUGGUCGUCACCAGAGCGAAUAUUCGAAUUAAAGUUGGACGAGUUGAACAAAGUUGUGAAUGAAACAGUUGAUGCUUCCUGCACUUUGCAUGGCGGAUGUGAAUGCAGAGAUGGCGUUAACUAUGAGUUUACUGCAUAUGCUAAACCUAAUGAAAUCAAAGGGCUGGUUCAUUGGUCGGUACCAGAAGUCACGUGCUCUGACUAUGAGAGAGGCCAAGUUCAUCCACCUGACGUCAGGUCUCCUGCAAAUUUCUCCCUUGGCAAGCAUGUGAUUACCUAUCCCUACUCGUACAAACGCAAUAACAAGACUAUAGAGUUCAAAUGUUUUGUUAACUUCACUGUUAUCGCUUGUGAUUGCCCAUGCACACAAACAGUAAAUUCUGAAGUUGAAGAGGGUCAGGACAAGAAGAUCCUAGUCAGUUGGACAGAACCUAAGCCUAGAUGCCCGGCAACACCAAAUCCCGCCAAUCCGAAACUUAUUGGCUUGUUUUCUAUUGGUAAUUACACGCUGUACUACAAUUACACGUACAGCGACAAGUAUGGAACAUUUGGCAUCCAAUGUCAUGUAAGAAUUGCUGUCACAGUUAUGCUCUUCACUCUAAUAAUAAUCCCAAUUGUUUUACAUUACUUAACUAAAACUUCUUAUAUAACGCUGAGGUUACAAGGAUCUUUAAGUAAAAAUGGAACAGGACGUGUUGAAGUAUUCUUCAAUAGACAAUGGGGAACAAUUUGUGCUCAUGGAUGGGAUUUAAGAGAUGCUAGAGUUGUCUGUCGUCAACUUGGUUAUAAAGAUGCUGUUAGAGCUCCUUACGGAGCUCAGGUUCCUCGUGGUUCUGGACGGAUAUGGUUAGACGAGGUUGGAUGCAAAGGAAUGGAACAAAAUUUGAUAAGUUGUUCUCAUAGAGGAUGGGGAAAACAUGAUUGCAGUCAUUACGAAGACGCUGGAGUAGAAUGUGUUUCAACAGCUUAUAAAACGCUGAGGUUACAAGGAUCUUUAAGUAAAAAUGGAACAGGACGUGUUGAAGUGUUCUUCAAUGGACAAUGGGGAACAAUCUGUGAUAAUACAUGGGAUUUCAAAGAUGCUAGAGUUGUUUGUCAUCAACUUGGUUAUCAAGAUGCUGUUAGAGCUCUUCAGGGAGGUCAGGUUCCUCAUGGUUCUGGACGGAUAUGGUUAGACGAGGUUGCAUGCACAGGAAUGGAGCAAAAUUUGACAAGUUGUUCCUAUAGAGAAUCGAGAGAACAUGAUUGCAGUCAUUACGAAGACGCUGGAGUAGAAUGUGUUUCAACAGCUGAUAUAACGCUGCGGUUACAAGGAUCUUUGAGUAAAAAUGGAACAGGACGUGUUGAAGUGUUCUUCAAUGGACAGUGGGGAACAAUCUGUGAUGAUGGAUGGGAUUUCAAAGAUGCUAGAGUUGUGUGUCGUCAACUUGGUUAUCAAGAUGCUGUGAGAGCUCUUCAGGGAGGUCAGGUUCCUCAUGGUUCUGGACGGAUAUUGUUAGACGAGGUUGGAUGCAAAGGAAUGGAGCAAAAUUUGAUAAGUUGUUCUCAUAAAGGAUGGGGGAAACAUGAUUGCAGUCAUUCCGAAGACGCUGGAUUAGAAUGUAUUUCACCAGGAAAGGAUUGUGGUCACACGGAUUAUAAUCACAUCACUCAUGUUUGCUGUUGUGGUGAAGUCCACAGGAAGAAAUAUGACUUCAAAUGCUGUGGCACAGAAUACUACAAUCCUAAUAACAAGAAUUGUUGCCGAGGAGCGAUCGUUGUCACCUUUGGAGAACUUUGCCCUUAA